Molecule: messenger RNA, 1679 nt
Organism: Striga asiatica
Lineage: Eukaryota; Viridiplantae; Streptophyta; Magnoliopsida; Lamiales; Orobanchaceae
Source: the annotation of a GenBank genome assembly
CUCUUCUCAGCUAUCCAUAUUUUCUCAGCUGAGGGCUUGUAUAAAAACCCAUGUAUGUGGUAAUUGAUCAGUGUGUAAUGCAAUGGCUGCAGCAAAAUUUUUGAAAGGCUCACAUUUUGUACUGAUCUUAUCAUUAAUAUUACAUGUCACAAUAAUAAAUGUAGAAGGAGGCAGCCACGAUUACCGUGAUGCCCUCGCCAAAUCGAUUUUAUUUUUCCAAGGCCAGAGGUCCGGCAAACUUGAAGACCAAGACAAAGCCCUCCACUGGAGGGGAGAUUCCGCACUAACCGAUGGUCAGUCGGAUGGGGUGGACUUGAGCGGAGGGUACUACGACGCGGGAGAUAACGUGAAGUUCAAUUUCCCGAUGGCCUUCACGAUAACCGUGCUUUCGUGGGGAGUGAUUGAGAACGGCAACAAAAUGAGGUCCAAUGGCCAGUUGCCCAAGGCAAUGGGUGCAAUCCGGUGGGGCACGGAGUACCUGCUCAAAUCUGCUCAGCAUCUGAAUAGUAGCGGCAAGUUAUACGCGGGAGUUGGGGAUCCAUAUAAGGACCACACAUGUUGGGAGAGGGCAGAAGACAUGGACACGGAUAGGACUGCAUAUUACGUAACACCCCAAAAACCGGGCUCUGACUUGGCGGCUGAAAUGGCUGCUGCCAUGGCCUCUGCUUCAAUGGUUUUUCGGAAAACCGAUCUCAAAUACAGCAGGCUGCUUUUGCAAAUGGCGAAAAACGUGAUGCAGUUUGCUGUGGACCACCCAGGAGCGUACAGCGAUUCCCUCAGCAAUUACGUGUGCCCGUUUUAUUGCUCAUAUUCGGGAUACAAUGAUGAGCUGAUAUGGGGAGCAGCAUGGCUGCACAGAGCAACUAAUGAUGCCAAAUAUUUGGAUUUGAUUCAAUCAUUAGGGGAUAACGAUCCACCGGACCUUUUCAGCUGGGACAACAAAGUUGCCGGUGCUGAUGUUCUCCUCGCAAGGCGUUAUUUGGUGGGUAAGGAUCAGAAUUUUGCGCCCUACAGUCAGAAAGCAGAAGCCUUCAUGUGCAAGAUAAUGCCUAAUUCUCCAUCAUCGACUACGCAAUACACACCAGGAGGUUUGAUGUAUAAGCUUGGUGCAAGCAAUCUACAGUAUGUAACUUCAGCAACUUUAUUGCUUACUACAUACGCGAAAUACAUGAAGGCCUCUCACCACACGUUCGACUGCGGAAGUUUCCACACAGUCACUCCGGCCUAUCUCCGGAACUUAGCCAAAACACAAGUGGACUACAUAUUAGGCGAGAAUCCAAUGAAAAUGUCGUAUAUGGUGGGUUAUGGUACAAAUUAUCCCAAGAGGAUCCACCACAGGGGAUCAUCUAUGCCUUCAAUGUACGUGCAGCCACAACACAUUGGAUGUGGGGAUGGGAUGCAACAGUAUUUCCACUCGUCGAGUCCCAACCCCAACAUUUUGACCGGUGCCAUUGUCGGAGGUCCCGACUCCAACGACCAGUAUAAGGACCAGAGGGAGGACGACGCUCAAUCGGAGCCCGCUACUUACAUCAAUGCAGCCAUCGUUGCGUCAUUGGCUUAUUUUGCCCCAACUCAACAAUAUUAAUACUAGCUAUUUCUCUCUCAACUCCACUCAUUAAUUAACUUACAAUUCAUCAAUGCUUUUUUACUGGAUGGUGGUGGUGAUGAUGAUGAUGAUG